GUCAUCAGUGCGUCCUCGGUUGCCGAGCAACCGUACACUACACACAAAAGGGGUACAAAAAAGAAGGGCGUAUGCGUCUGAGCCACAAUGCCCCGCUCUGCAGCCAAGUCCGCUGAUAAGCGAACGCCUAAGCAGUCUAUCCAAGUGAACACACCUCCAAUAACUCCACCUCCAGCUCAGUCCCAAUUAACGGACACAUUGAGCAAAAAGGAUGCAGAUGAGACAUUGGCAGAAGGCAUGGAAGAGCUGAAGAGCAAAGCCAUGGAAGGCUGUUUGCCACCUCUAACUCCAGCUCAGUCCCAAUUGAUGGACAUGUUGAGCAAGGAGCACACAGAUGAGACAGUGGAUAAAAUCAUGGAAGAGCUGAUGAGCAAGGUCAUGGAAGGCUGUUUGAAUGUGGACAUUGAAAGACAGCUAGUACCUUUCACUGCAUCCUGGGCCAAGAGCUACCUCACCAAGAUUCUGGAGAGGCAAAUCAUGUGCCCAGAUGGUGGAGAAGAACCAGAGGAAUCAUUGAGAACAGAAGACUCGGAGCCUUUGCCAGCAACCCUAGAUGCCUGGGUUCAAGGAUGUGUGCCAAUCGAGGCUGACAUUGACCAGAUUCCAGCACAAACAGAGCCAAAAGUCAACCAGGUGUGUAAUGUUAUGGCCAAAACAAACAUCUCGCUAAAGCAAUCUGAAAAAGAAACAACUCCCAGAAAACCUGUCAUUAACAAAGUGCUUAGUCCUCGCCCCCCACCAAAAAUUGAUCUAAAGAAAAAGCAGCAGGUUCAUUUGACUCCUAAGCCUGUUGCGGGCAAGUUACUGCCACCCCUGCCCUAUUCUGCAGGGAAAAAAGAAGUGGGCAAAGAGCGUGAAGACCGGACACAUUCUGUUUGUAACUACUCGACUGAAUCAUUAUAUCAGCAUAAUAACAAGCAACCAACAACAAAACUUGAUCCAUCCAGUUUGCCUCGACAUUGCAUCUUUCCUCAGUAUGAGAUUAUUGACGACAACCAUAAAAAACCAAACAGCAAGAAAACAAGUGGGCUAUCCAAACAUGAACCAAGAUAUGUCAAGCAGCAGAGUGAGCAACAAAACCGUUCCAAGGAUCAGCCAGCAAAGGGGAGAAAUGAGGCAGACGUCUGGCUGAAGAAACUGCCUCCACAAGGAAAGGAAAGGAUGGUCUCCUCUGGGCCUCUGAGGCUGGACACAAUGGUUUUGGCAAAGGGAGUUUCUCUCGUGGAUCCCCAGGCCGUUGAAAUAAGCCCUCUCAGAUGCAACCCUCCAACUCUUACCAAGCUGAGGCCGAUACAGAGUGUUGCAGCUGUGCCAAUGUUUUCAGUUGAUCAGUUUACCACAGGGGAACCACCUCGGGUUAUCCCAUUGCUCAAGUCCAAGAACCCUGACAACUAAUAGAAAAACUAAGUGAUAAAUGUUUGUGGUUGUAUUUAGAGCAUAUGUAAAUGGUGAAAAAAAGUGCCUGUAUUACAAGAAAACUAUGUUAUUGCUGCUGUAGGCUUAGGUGGGACAUGUUUUACAUUUUUGAAAGAUUCUGACUCUAUUAUUUAUCCGUCUGUAUUUGUUAGCAAUUCUUCAUUUGCAAUGCAGUGGUGAGAUGCACUGUGCACAUGGAAACAACAGUACCUAAUAAUAAUAAUAAUAUUAUAUUUCAUUUAUAUUGUUCUUUUUGAAGUACCAAAAUACCCUUUUUACAAUAUAUCCAUUGACAUUUCUAUGAUAUUUGUAUAUUAAAGGAAAGCUUUGUGUUCAAUAAUUGCCUCCCACAGCAUGCAAAGAAGAUAUACAACUACAACACUGUGAUGCAAGUACAUUUAAGCAUGAGUUAUUAAGACUGCAGGCUCUCUGUUUUCACUCUUUUCCAUCUUGUCAUAUGCAAAGAUAAACACUUACUGUGGAACCAGAUUGUGUUUUAGCCACUUUUUUUUACUGUUAUCUAAAACUC
This is a messenger RNA of Notothenia coriiceps (black rockcod), 1945 nucleotides long. RefSeq names its product chromosome 20 C2orf81 homolog (gene c20h2orf81). NCBI's taxonomy places the organism in Eukaryota, Metazoa, Chordata, Actinopteri, Perciformes, Nototheniidae. The record is from RefSeq and is a predicted model, not a curated record. Bases 88 to 1395 code for a protein of 435 amino acids. The transcript is spliced from 4 exons.